GUUGUGUCCGCAGUGGAGAUGGCCGGUCCCGAGGUUGCUCUGGCCGUGGGACCCCUCUUUGUCUUGGACCCUCAGCGAGGAAAUGGCGCUCAGUCUCCUGGAGAGCCGGCCGAAGAGGAGAUGGCGAUGGAAGAAUUGAUCCCAGCCGUGUCAAAGAUAACCCACCCCCCCUUCAGAGAACAGUGGGGGUCUUCCAAGGUCCCAGGGGAUCCGAAAGACCACUUGGGGCUCUCUCUGGAAGCUUUUGUCCAGCAAGGCCCCAUCUUCUUCACUGGGGAAGAAGGCGGCUCCGGUUUUGGAGACCCGACGGAAGCCGUCACAGGCAGCGUCCGUCGUAAGCAGCCGAUGGUCUCCUUGCCCCAGCGAGCAACUGCUCUGGUAUCUACGUUGACACCGGCUCGUCAAUCAAAGGCCCACUUUUCUGCCACAGAAAGAUCAGCGCUGGCAGUCAAGGCAGAGAUUCUGCCCAGCCCCCUGGAAGACACGGUUGCCUCCACUGCUGUGAAGCUCCCCAAGGAAGCACUAAACAUGGCAGCCAAAGACGGGAAGCCAGUGCCGGGCUGGCCGUUGCUGCUGUUGCCGACGGGCGCCGCGGUGGUGGCCCUGCUGUCGCUCGUGGUCUGGCUCCUGGUCCGAAGACGGCGCCGAGGAGGCCUCCCGGGGGCAUCGCCCGUCAGCCUGGAACUGCAAUGCAAAUAAAAUUGGGAUUGGUUUCGCAUGCCUGGCCUUGUGUCUUCUGGGGAGGGCGCUGCCCGGGCACUGAGGGGGCACCCCGCAAGAGGAGGCCCAGUGCCAGGCAAGGGAGUUGCAGAGCCCCCUCGAGCAGGCCUGGCCUGGCCGUUGGGGCUUCUGGGCAGGCGGAGGGGGCAGUGCCCGUGCCAAACAGGGUGCCAGCCGCGCAGGGCCCCGAGGUGAGGAAACGGGGUUGCUGGGCAGCCAAGGCCCAGAUUCCCGCUCGGGACUACAACUCCCGGCAUUCCUUUGCCCGCCCCCAUAUACAGGAGAGCGCAAUCCCGUCGUGCCCCGCGCGA
Crotalus tigris (Tiger rattlesnake) is the source of this 1031-nucleotide messenger RNA. RefSeq lists its product as uncharacterized. The transcript has 4 exons. The coding region runs from base 19 to 699 and encodes 226 amino acids. The record is from RefSeq and is a predicted model, not a curated record. NCBI's taxonomy places the organism in Eukaryota, Metazoa, Chordata, Lepidosauria, Squamata, Viperidae.